GAGUGAAUGUACUUUGGCAUCAUCACAACUACUUCAAAUGGUUCAAUUCUAUUGAAGUUCACAUCUUCACGCUCGAGGCCUAGGACUCCAUCAGAAGAACUUAGAUCAAGAGACAAUAGAUUCCCCAUACAUAUUGGAGGAUUUAGUUUGGCUCCAGUCACGAUUUCAAUUGGACAUGUGAAUAUGUUGUCUGAUCCUCUACUAUACAAACCCGCAACUUUCGUGCCAUUUGCUAGAGCCAUGUAUUUUCAUCAGACUUUCUUAUCAAUUGUCGCUCUUGCUCUUGUAUCUCGGGCUCUUUCUAUCCCUAGCAGAGCUACUUCAGGCACAAGUGACAUUGUCAUUGACACUGUCGAAUAUUUGAAUCAUCAGCGGACUAUUGAGUCCACAAGUGCCAAUGAACUCGACACACUUUCCUCGUACCGACAGACUAUUGAGUCUACAGGUGCUGAUGAACUCGACACACUCUCUUCAUACCGUCGAACGCCGUCCAACAAAGUCGUGUUCGAAGAGACUGAUAUCCUCAUAGUAUCAUUCUUGCAACGAAAAUGGAGUUUACGUGUCAAAUCUAAGUUCUUUGUAUGCGUUCUGUAUAUUAGCUAUAAGUUUAUGUUAUAAAAUAGCUUUCCCUAUGACAUUGCAUCCGGAAAUGUAGGUGUAACUUGAACCUAGUAGAAAGCC
This is a messenger RNA of Serpula lacrymans var. lacrymans S7.9, 681 nucleotides long. RefSeq lists its product as uncharacterized. The record is from RefSeq and is a predicted model, not a curated record. Bases 7 to 618 code for a protein of 203 amino acids. NCBI's taxonomy places the organism in Eukaryota, Fungi, Basidiomycota, Agaricomycetes, Boletales, Serpulaceae. The transcript is spliced from 6 exons.